AUGCUCAAUUGUUUGAGAACCGGAUUUAUCAAACAUAAAGUAGCUUAUCGUUCUAUCCCCAGAUUCAAUCUCAGCAAACAUACACCUUCCAGAGUAUCAGCAAUGACAUUGGUUACUAUUUCGCAAUCGUUAGAUGAAGCUUAUGUUAAGCAUAAAAUCAUUCCGGACGUGGUUGACAAGUUCGACACCGAGGGAUUGUUGACUAUCGAGUACAAUGGAAAAGAUCAAGUGGCAUUGGGAAACACAUUGAAGGUUGCCGAAACCCAAGAAAGACCCACAAUUCAAUUCACGCUCAAUUCUCUGGGCCAGGAGGAAGAAAUGCUGGUGGCAGAUAAAGACCGUUUCACGUUGAUUUUGACCGACCCAGAUGCACCAUCUAACACUGACCAUAAGUGGUCUGAGUAUGCCCAUUGGAUUGUCACAGACUUGCCUUUGAAUGCUACUGGCAAAGAUGCCGAGUCGCUCAGCACAAUUCUCGACUACAAGAAGGGCAAGGAAAUCUUACCUUACGUUGGCCCUGCACCACCUGAGGGAACUGGUAAACAUCGUUAUGUUUUCCUACUUUACAAGCAGGACCCAGCAGCACUGCUCGCGGCACCCAAGGAUAGACCAAACUGGGGCACUGGUGUCCCAUCGUCUGGCGUUAGAGACUGGAUCAAGAAAAACGGGGGUAAGCUGCAAUUGUUGGGAGUGAACUUUUUUUACGCCCAGAAUGAAAAGCAAUGA
This is a messenger RNA of Meyerozyma guilliermondii ATCC 6260, 726 nucleotides long. RefSeq names its product Tfs1p (gene TFS1). The transcript has a single exon. The record is from RefSeq and is a predicted model, not a curated record. The coding region runs from base 1 to 726 and encodes 241 amino acids. Gene Ontology annotation, biological process: regulation of proteolysis; regulation of Ras protein signal transduction. Gene Ontology annotation, molecular function: phospholipid binding; peptidase inhibitor activity. NCBI's taxonomy places the organism in Eukaryota, Fungi, Ascomycota, Pichiomycetes, Serinales, Debaryomycetaceae.